Molecule: messenger RNA, 809 nt
Organism: Solanum dulcamara
Lineage: Eukaryota; Viridiplantae; Streptophyta; Magnoliopsida; Solanales; Solanaceae
Product: 60S ribosomal protein L12-like
Exons: 1
Coding region: 63-563 (166 amino acids)
Biological process (GO): translation
Cellular component (GO): ribosome; cytosolic large ribosomal subunit
Molecular function (GO): large ribosomal subunit rRNA binding; structural constituent of ribosome
Source: RefSeq, a predicted model, not a curated record
UCUCCUCAUUUUCAUCCACAAAGCGCACAAAAACCCUAGCUCCGCUUCACAACUCUGCCAAAAUGCCGCCAAAGUUCGAUCCAUCUCAGGUUGUCGAAGUUUUCGUCCGAGUCACCGGAGGUGAAGUCGGAGCGGCGAGUUCACUCGCUCCAAAAAUCGGUCCACUCGGUCUUUCUCCUAAGAAAAUCGGUGAAGACAUUGCUAAGGAAACUGCGAAGGACUGGAAGGGUCUUAGAGUCACCGUGAAACUCACCGUCCAAAACCGUCAAGCUAAGGUAUCAGUUGUACCUUCCGCCGCGGCACUUGUGAUCAAAGCUUUGAAGGAACCGGAACGUGACAGGAAGAAGACGAAGAAUAUCAAGCAUAAUGGAAAUAUCUCGCUUGAUGAUGUUAUCGAGAUUGCUAAGGUUAUGCAGCCUAGAUCUAUGGCUAAGGAUUUGAGUGGUACUGUGAAGGAAAUUUUAGGCACUUGCGUAUCUGUUGGUUGUACUGUCGAUGGAAAGGAUCCAAAGGAUUUGCAGCAAGAGAUUUCUGAUGGAGAUGUAGAGAUUCCUGAGAAUUGAAGAGCAGAAAAAGGGGGAAUCGUGUUAAAAGUCGAUUCCAUUUGCAGGCGAAGGUUAAAUUCUGAGUUUCUCUCAAUAUAAUAGUUCUAAAAUUUGGAUUCAUGUCGUUUUGUUUCUGAGAGGAAUGUUAUCAAAUGAUACUUUUCAUAUCAUAUUGUGAUGAAAAAAUUGUUGAUUUCAUUUCGCAUUAUUAGAAUUUGGAUGAUCAUCUAUAUCUAAAUUUAGCCUGAAUUUUGUUUCGCAUAA